Messenger RNA from Musa acuminata subsp. malaccensis (wild Malaysian banana), 1229 nucleotides. Its product is annotated as phosphatidylinositol/phosphatidylcholine transfer protein SFH9. Lineage: Eukaryota; Viridiplantae; Streptophyta; Magnoliopsida; Zingiberales; Musaceae. The record is from RefSeq and is a predicted model, not a curated record.
GUGUAUAAAAGGGCGUGGCGAGUCCUCCCUUCCGAUUCCUUGCCAUCCUGCGCCGAUAGAAUGGCGAUCGCGUCGGAGGACGCGAUCGAGCGGCUUUCCAUGCUCACGGACGAAGCCGAUGAUCUGCUGAAGGCUACAUUUCAGAAUAUGCACCAAGGGCAUCUGACACAUACUUUGAUGCGCUUUCUCAAGGCUAGAGAGUGGAGCGUCCCUAAAGCACAUGAGAUGCUGGUGAACUGUUUAAACUGGAGGGUACAGAAUCAAAUUGAUGACAUUCUGUCUAAACCUAUAACUCCAGCAGGCCUAUACAGAGGAAUUCGUGAAUCACAAUUAAUAGGAUUAUCAGGGUACUCAAAGCAGGGCUUUCCUGUUUUUGCGAUUGGUGCUGGUCUCAGCACAUUUGAUAAAGCAUCUGUUCGCGACUAUUUGCAAUCACACAUUCAAAUUAAUGAAUACCGAGAUCGUGUAAUCUUGCCUGCUGCGAGUAAGAAAUACGGGCGACAUGUUGGAACAUGCUAUAAAAUUCUGGAUAUGACCGGUUUGAAGUUUUCAUCCUUGAGCCAGAUAAAGCUAUUAACCAUCAUAGCCACUGUCGAUGACCUAAAUUAUCCAGAGAAGACAGAGACGUAUUAUGUAGUGAAUGUUCCAUAUAUCUUUUCAGCUUGUUGGAAGGUCGUGAAGCCACUCCUGCAAGAAAGAACGAGAAGGAAAGUUCAAGUGUUGCAGGGCUGUGGCAGAGAUGAGUUAUUGAAGAUAAUGGACUAUGCCACCCUCCCCCACUUCUGUCGAAGAGAAGGUUCUUCGUGUUCUGGAGGCGCCGCCGACUGCUACUCCUUGGACCAUCCCUUCCACCAGCAGCUGUACAGGUACAUGAAGCGGGAAGCAGAGCGUAAGGAGGCGGAGAAUGGUGGGAAGCUUGGGAAGGAAGGGUCGUUCCCCGUGGAGGUGCCGAUACCAGAGGCCAUCAUCGAGUGGGAGCUCCAUAACAAGUUGGGGGACGCCAGUGGACGUGCCAUGGACACUCCAUCAUGAUGAUGAUGAUGCUUAUUAGCCGGGAGCUGCAGGAUUCGCGAAGGUCGAAUCCAGGUAGGUAGAUGAUAAUACCAUCGACGGUAUGUGGUGGGCAGCAGCAAAGCAAAGCAAAGCACCCAUCGUCAUGGUCGGGGUCUUUACGCCGCAGAAAGAAAGAUGGAAGGAAACCAGUCGUUUAUUCAGAUAUCAUCAAAUAA